CGCGCCCUGAAAAAAAAAGAAAAAGAAGAAGAAGAAGCAGGAGAAAACCUCGCGCGACUCCUUUGUCAAACACACGAGCUGUGUUGUGACGUCACGGCCGAUCCAACAUGGCGAACAUUCGAUGCGUCAAGGGUAUGGUUGGCCUGGUGACAGGCGGUGCGUCUGGUUUGGGCCGGGCCACUGUGGAGCGUCUGGUGCAGAACGGGGCGUCCGCCGUGAUCCUGGACCUGCCGUCGUCCGAUGGACCGGCUCUGGCAGCCAGUCUUGGGGACCGCUGUGCCUUCGCUCCUGCAGAUGUGACGUCAGAGGCAGACGUGCAGUCAGCAGUGUCCCUGGCCAGAGAAAAGUUUGGGAAGCUGGACCUGGCAGUUAAUUGUGCCGGCAUCGCUGUCGCCGUUAAAACCUACAACUUUAAGAAGGACCUGCCUCACAGCCUGGAGGACUUCCAGCGUGUUAUCAAUGUGAACAUCGCGGGAACUUUUAAUGUGAUCCGCCUUGCUGUGGGUGAGAUGGGGAAGAACGAGCCUGAUGCAGACGGACACAGAGGCUGCAUCAUUAACACAGCCAGUGUGGCGGCCUUUGACGGACAGGUCGGCCAGGCAGCGUAUUCAGCUUCUAAAGGCGGCAUCGUCGGAAUGACCCUCCCCAUCGCACGAGAUCUGGCACCCAUGGGCAUCAGGGUCAUCACCAUAGCACCUGGUCUGUUCUCCACUCCCCUCCUGGCCGGUCUUCCAGAGAAGGUGCGCUCCUUCCUUGCCCGUCAGGUGCCCUUCCCUUCGCGCCUGGGAGACCCUGCUGAGUUCGCCCACCUGGUGACGUCACUGGCUGAGAACCCCAUGAUCAACGGCGAGGUCAUCAGACUGGAUGGAGCCAUUCGCAUGCAGCCCUGAGCCCUAAUGGUGUGUGUGUGUGUGUGUGAGUGUGUGUGAGUGUCACUGCCUGGUGUAUUUAUGUUGUAGAAAGCUGCAUACAGUAAAAAAUACACUGUACUGGUACAACUUAUUAGGUUUGUGUGUGAGACUGUGAGAGAAAAGUGUGUAAAACCGAUAAAGGACAUCAUGCUGAGCAUUGCAGUACUUUAUGGACUCCAUUUUGUAAACUAAUCCAGAUUAUAAUAAACCUCAUAUGUUUGAUUAUCUAAGAA
Molecule: messenger RNA, 1144 nt
Organism: Larimichthys crocea (large yellow croaker)
Lineage: Eukaryota; Metazoa; Chordata; Actinopteri; Sciaenidae
Gene: hsd17b10
Product: hydroxysteroid (17-beta) dehydrogenase 10
Exons: 6
Coding region: 108-890 (260 amino acids)
Biological process (GO): fatty acid metabolic process; estrogen metabolic process; androgen metabolic process
Cellular component (GO): mitochondrion
Molecular function (GO): estradiol 17-beta-dehydrogenase [NAD(P)+] activity
Source: RefSeq, a predicted model, not a curated record